Salarias fasciatus (jewelled blenny) is the source of this 994-nucleotide messenger RNA. Its product is annotated as kallikrein-6-like. The record is from RefSeq and is a predicted model, not a curated record. Lineage: Eukaryota; Metazoa; Chordata; Actinopteri; Blenniiformes; Blenniidae. The transcript is spliced from 6 exons. Bases 41 to 841 code for a protein of 266 amino acids. Gene Ontology annotation, molecular function: serine-type endopeptidase activity. Gene Ontology annotation, biological process: proteolysis.
UAAAAGCAGAGCGUGUGGGACGUCUGUUGUCAAGAAGCAAAUGAGAACGAUGGCUCUUCUCAAACUUCUUCUUCUCAUGCUGUGGCUUGGUCUCGCUACGAGCUCGGAGCUGCAUCGUCAGAGGAGAGUCAUUGGAGGUGCGACGUGUGGAACAACCGAGCGUCUGUACCAUGUGAAACUGGAGGCAAGAGGUGGAGAGAGUACAGGUCGCUGCGGAGGCUCUCUGAUCAGUCCCCAGUGGAUUCUCACUGCAGCUCACUGCUGGAAACCUGGGAGGACCAUGUCUGCAACCGUAGGAGUUCACCCGGGUCCAGGAGAGCAGCCGCAAGUCAUUACUGAACAUCACAUCUUUCAGGAUCAAAAUCGGAGGAGUCAUGACAUCAUGCUGCUGAAGCUGCCGAAUCCAUCCACGAUUACACCUGUGGCUCUUCCUGACUGUGAAAAUCAGCCCACCAUUGCCUCUGUUCGGGCAGCAGGAUAUGGUGCUGAUCAGAUGGGCCCAAUCGAUACGAGAAUACGUGGUAGGUCCAACACUCUUCAGUGUGCCAACUUUGACACUGUGGACUGCACAAGGCUCCGGAACAUUAUGGACUUCACUGACCCAGCCAAGCAGUAUCAGCAAUGGUUCUGCGUUCAAAGCCCGAGAAAGGAUUUAUGUCCCGGAGACUCUGGUGGAGGUGUGGAGUACCAAGACAAGAUUUAUGGAGUCAUUUCGUUCACUGGUGAUGCUACGUUCGCCUGUACCGAAGCAGCUGGCAUUAUGGACGUUUGCAGAUACAUCACAUGGAUCAACAAAACCAUCAAGCCCAAAAAAUGUAAAUUCAACUGUUUCACUGGAUAGCUGCAUAUAUUUGAAAAUGCCAUGCAUCUGCUUCAACUUCACUCUUUCCUAAUAUCGAUCUUCCAGAAUAUUGCUUGCUUAUAAAGUCUCAUCAUUACAGCUGUUGUUCUCUCCCGUCUCUCAGUGCAGAUGAAAAUAAAUGGAACUGCUUUG